Molecule: messenger RNA, 3124 nt
Organism: Kogia breviceps (pygmy sperm whale)
Lineage: Eukaryota; Metazoa; Chordata; Mammalia; Artiodactyla; Physeteridae
Source: RefSeq, a predicted model, not a curated record
GAAGUGGCUCUCGGAGGCGUUUUUGCCGCCUCUGUCAGGAGCAUCUUCACACUAAUUCCGAGAGGUCUCUGAGGGAGGUGUUGAGCACUUUGUAAGCAUCAUCUCAUUUCAUUUUUGUAACUCUAUGAGGGAUCCCCUGGGUCAGAUCUUCCUCCAGACUCCACCUCAUCUCUCCUUAGCAGCUCUGCUUGAGUUUACAGAUGUCCACCAAACUUUAGGCUCCUGAGAGAAUAAAGGUUGAGACCCAGCAUGACCAUGCCAGCUAAUUGGACCUCUCACCAGAAAUCCCUGGGCCUGGCUCCAGAGAAACAUGGCAGCUCAUGUGAGGGAUCAGUGUCCUUCAGAGAUGUGGCUGUAGAUUUCAGCAGAGAGGAGUGGCAGCAGCUAGACCUUGAUCAGAAAAACCUGUACCGGGAUGUGAUGCUGGAGACCUAUAGCCACCUGCUCUCAGUAGGGUAUCAAGUUCCUGAAACAGAGAUUUUCAUGUUGGAGCAAGGAAAGGAGCCAUGGGCACUGCAGGGUGAGAGUCCACAUCAGAGCUGUCCAGGAGAGAAAUUAUGGGACCAUAAUCAAUGUGGAAAAAUCCUCAGCUAUAAACAAGUACCCUGUCAACAUCAGAAAAGUCAUAGUGGGGCAAAAUCUUAUGAAUGUGUUGAAUUUGGAAAUAUCUUCACCCAGAAGUCACAACUCAAGGUACAUCUGAAAGUGCAUACAGGAGAAAAACUGUAUGUAUGUAUUGACUGUGGGAAGGCAUUUGUACAGAAGCCAGAAUUCAUUACACAUCAGAGAACUCAUACUAGAGAGAAGCCCUAUAAGUGCAGUGAAUGUGGGAAAGCCUUUUUCCAAGUAUCUUCUCUUUUCAGGCAUCAGAGAAUUCAUACUGGAGAAAAACUCUAUGAAUGCAGUGAAUGUGGGAAAGGCUUCUCUUAUAACUCAGAUCUUAGUAUACAUCAGAAAAUUCAUACUGGAGAGAGACACCAUGAGUGCUGUGAUUGUGGCAAAGCAUUCACACAGAAGUCCACACUCAAGAUGCAUCAGAAAAUUCAUACAGGCGAGAGAUCCUAUAUAUGUAUUGAAUGUGGACAGGCCUUCAUCCAGAAGACACACUUGAUUGCACACCGAAGAAUUCAUACUGGAGAAAAACCAUAUGAAUGCAGUAACUGUGGGAAGUCCUUCAUUUCCAAGUCACAACUGCAGGUGCAUCAACGAACUCACACAAGAAUGAAACCGUCUAUAUGCAACGAAUAUGGGAAGGUUUUCAACAACAGUUCCAACCUCAGUACACAUAAGAAAGUACAAAUGAGAGAGAAAUCUUCCAUAUGUACUGAAUGUGGUAAGGCCUUUAUGUACAGGUCAGAGUUGAUUAUACAUCAGAGAAUUCACACCGGAGAGAAACCUUAUGAAUGCAGUGAUUGUGGAAAAGCCUUCACUCAGAAGUCAGCACUCACAGUGCAUCAGAGAAUUCAUACAGGAGAGAAAUCAUAUAUAUGCAUGAAAUGUGGGCUAGCCUUCAUCCAGAAGGCACACUUGAUUGCCCAUCAAAUAAUUCAUACAGGAGAGAAACCUUAUAAAUGUGGUCAUUGUGGGAAAUCCUUUACUUCCAAGUCACAACUCCACGUGCAUAAACGAAUUCACACAGGAGAGAAACCUUAUAUGUGCACUAAAUGUGGGAAGGCAUUUACCAACAGGUCAAAUCUCAUUACACAUCAGAAAACUCAUACAGGAGAGAAAUCCUAUAUAUGUCCUAAAUGUGGCAAGGCCUUCACACAAAGGUCAGACUUGAUUACACAUCAGAGAAUUCAUACUGGGGAGAAACCUUAUGAAUGCAAUACCUGUGGAAAAGCCUUCACCCAGAAGUCACACCUCAAUAUACACCAGAAAAUUCACACUGGAGAGAGACAGUAUGAAUGCCAUGAAUGUGGGAAGGCCUUCAACCAGAAAUCAAUACUCAUUGUGCAUCAGAAAAUUCAUACAGGAGAGAAACCCUAUGUGUGCAGUGAGUGUGGAAGAGCCUUCAUCCGGAAGUCAAACUUUAUUACUCAUCAGAGAAUUCAUACUGGGGAGAAACCUUAUGAAUGCAAUGAUUGUGGGAAAUCCUUCACCUCCAAAUCUCAGCUCCUGGUGCAUCAACCAAUUCACACAGGAGAAAAACCAUAUGUGUGUGCUGUUUGUGGGAAAGCCUUUAGUGGCAGGUCAAAUCUCAGUAAACAUCAGAAAACUCAUACUGGAGAAAAGCCCUACAUCUGUUCUGAAUGUGGGAAGACCUUCAGACAAAAGUCAGAACUGAUUAUACAUCAUAGGAUUCAUACUGGAGAGAAACCUUAUGAAUGCAGUGACUGUGGUAAAUCGUUCACUAAGAAAUCACAGCUCCAAGUGCAUCAACGAAUUCACACAGGAGAGAAGCCUUAUGUGUGUUCUGAGUGUGGGAAGGCCUUCACUGACAGAUCGAAUUUGAACAAACACCAGACAACACACACUGGAGACAAACCCUAUAAGUGUGUAGUCUGUGGGAAAGGCUUCGUUCAGAAAUCAGUUCUCGGCGUGCAUCAGAGUAUUCACACUUGAGAGAAACAUUCAGAAAACCUCAGUGAGAUCAGAUUUUAUUUUACAUUAUGGAAUUCGUGCAACAGAAAAAUAUGCAUAUUAUCAUAACUAGAAGUGCUCCAUCAGAAUGUCACACAUUACUAUACAGAAGAGGACCUCUGAAAGGACCCUGAAUGGGAGGAAUGGGAGGACCCCUUCCCAUAUUGUCACCAGCCUCAGUAAACCUUGGGGCAUUCACACUGAGAAGGAACUUUGUCAGUUUGGUACAUUAGAAGAAACCUUCUCAUGAAAACUGUAAUGGAACGCUUACCAAAUUCUGCACUGGAAACAUUAUGUGAGGUCAUGUUAAUGAUAAUCCUGUUUACUGUGGAAUAGGUAACAUGCCAACAAGUUGAAUGGUAGAACAGCAUAAUAUAUACGAUAACAAUAAACCCUGAGUUCUGUGAAAUGUUUGUUACAGAACACAUUGAUUGCCUAACAGAAUUUUGUGUGUCAUUCUUCUGUUGAAUCAAACAUGGUCUGCGUAUCUAAUCCCCCAUUGCAUAUUUUUAUCAAGAAAGGGAUGCCACAAUAAAAAAAU